UUAAUUUAUUACCCGAGGAAAUAUUUAUUGUAUACAGUAACUAUUGUACUCAAUAAAACAAGACAUGGCUGGGACUGCCAAGAAAGUUAUCUAUGUGUACAAAGGACUAGGGGCCUUGGAAGAAAACUGUAAAGUUCUGAAGUCACAGUUGAUGCGAUUUGUCAACCCUCGAGUGCAUUCCGUUCAAUUUAUUACUCCAGAGGAAACAAUCAUUGGUAGUUGGUGUGACUCUGCAGCCCUGUAUGUGAUUGGGGGAGGGUACGAUCUGGGACUUAUCGAAGCUUUAGGGCCGACAGGCAUGAACAAGAUCCAGGAGUAUGUACACCGAGGAGGCUCGUACCUAGGUAUCUGUUCUGGGGCUUACUUUGCCUGUAGUUACAUUGAGUUUGACAAAGGAGGACCCCUUGAAGUGUGUGGAGAAAGGCAGCUGAAAUUCUACCCUGGAGGUAAGAUCGGGCCUUUGUAUGGACCAUACAGAUAUAAAUCUGAAUUUGGAUCUAGGACAGCAUCAUUAAAGUGCCAGAUUCCCCAGCCAGUCGCAUUGACCAAUGAUGUUUUAUGUUCUAAUUCACCAAUCAGCGCCAAGAAUGGAUUCAAGUCUCACAAGAUGGAGGAAUUUAAAGCUUACUUUAGUGGUGGAGGAUUGUUUUAUCCUUAUCCAAAAGGGAGUUUCGAGACCAGAAAAGUCCAUGACAGUUAUCACUCAAAAAAUGGCAUUUCCAGUGAGGAGCAGACAUAUUUUAUUGAAUUGGACAAACCAGAUUUACCUACCUCAGUAAAUUUAUGUCCAGAAGAUCAGGAGUCCCAGCCUACCUCUAGUUAUGAAAGCCAAGAACAUGACGUAGAAGUUUUAUGUACUUACUCUGAACUUAAGGGGGAACCUGCAGCUAUCGUGAAGUGUAAGGUGGGGAAGGGGCAAGCAGUUCUGAGUUCUGUACAUAUAGAGUAUGACAGUCAGUGUUUAGACAGUGACAAUAUAUAUCUGAAACCCAUCAUUGAGUCUCUGAAGAAUUUCGACAUUGAACAAAGUAUAAUGUUUAGAUAUAUGUUAAAAUGCUUAGGUGUUAGUAUUAAUUUAGAUGAUAAGCAUAAAAUGUAAAGUUACAUUAGAUCAUCUGAAUAAAGGUAAAAAAAUAUCCCAAAAAAACCCUUAUUAAAGUUGGCGCUAUUUUGCCAUUUAUGAAUUUUUUAAAAAAAUAAGACUAGCAAUGGGAAUCUCUUCUCCAGUCAUCACUUUAUUAUCUAAAUAAAAUGACCUUGAAACUAAAUUAUGACAUAUUUGCAUAAGAAUGAAUAUAUUUUAGACAAUUAAAAAUUUUAUUGCCUUGUCAAAUUUAUAUAAUUCCCUUACAGACUUGAACUUUGAGUGAUUUGAUCAUGACAUAGAAGUCAAGUUUGAAGUUAUAAAUGAUAUACCAUGUUUUAGCACUUUUCCAUGAAUUUGACCUUCGAUAUAUCUUGAUCUACACGAAGGAUACAAGACAGUUACACACUGUAGUAGGUUGAAUUUAUUUCAAAUUAAAGGU
Molecule: messenger RNA, 1526 nt
Organism: Saccostrea cuccullata (small rock oyster)
Lineage: Eukaryota; Metazoa; Mollusca; Bivalvia; Ostreida; Ostreidae
Exons: 4
Coding region: 65-1099 (344 amino acids)
Source: RefSeq, a predicted model, not a curated record